AGUAAUUAUAAAAUACUUAGGCUAAAUUAGAGUGAAAAAUGCCCAGAUAGAAUAAGAUUCUAAAAUAAGUAUUAAUGGAUGAGAUUUCAAUAAUAUUUUAUAGAGACAUGCAAAUCGAAUAAGAUGAGUGCACAUAAUAUAAUAAGUUUAUGUAAAAUUUCAGCAAAGAGGAGAAAUUAGGAGAAGGAACAUAUGGAAUAGUAACAAGAGCUUUUGAUAAAAAAAGAGGGAAAGUUGUUGCUAUAAAGAAAUUGAAAUUAGACAGUUGCGAUGAUGAAGGAGUUCCGAGUACUACAAUAAGGGAAAUAGCAAUUUUGUAGAAAUUGAAACAUGGAAAUAUAAUAAAGUGUUAAUAUAUUUUAAUGUAGUUUAUUGGAAGUAAAAUACUUUAUGUAAGAGAAAAAGAUUUUAUUGAUUUUCGAAUCGAUGCAAUGUGAUUUAAGGAAAUACUUAGAUAAUAACUAAACUUUAUCAUUAAAUACAAUAAAAUAGAUAAUAUACUAAAUAUUAUUGGGACUAUCUUUUUGUCAUAGUCGUAGAGUAUUGCAUCGAGAUUUAAAGCCAUAAAAUAUACUAUUGAAUGAGACAAUGACAUUAAAGUUGGCAGAUUUUGGAUUAUCGAGAGUAUUUCCAUUUCCAAUGCCUAAAUUUACAAGGGAAAUAGCAACAUUGUGGUAUAGAGCACCCGAACUAAUGUUGGGUGAUGAUAAUUAUGGAACAGGAGUAGAUAUAUGGGCAGUAGGAUGUAUAAUGGCAGAAUGUUUAAUAGGAAGACCAUUAUUAGCAGGAGAUAGUUAAGUAGAUAUGCUAUUUAAAAUGAUGGAAGUAUAAUAUAUAAAGAUAUAAAUAAUAGUUAUUAGGUACUCCAAAUGAUAAUACAUAUGUUGGUUUAUCAAAGCUUCCUCAUUUCAAAGUGACAUUCCCUAAAUUUUAAGGAAAAGAUUUAAUUGAAGUUAUACCAGUGUUAGAACAUGAUAGAAAGGGUUUGGAGAUUUUAUAAUCAAUGUUAUAGUUUAAUCCAGGAAAAAGACCUUAAGCUAAAGAAUUGUUAAAACAUUGUUGGUUUGAUGAUAUAAGAAAUAAUUAUUGAUUAUUCUAUCAUUAU
Paramecium sonneborni is the source of this 1105-nucleotide messenger RNA. The record is from the annotation of a GenBank genome assembly. Lineage: Eukaryota; Ciliophora; Oligohymenophorea; Peniculida; Parameciidae.